AUGUUGAUCCAAGUCCUCCUUGUGCCCGUGGCUUUUGCCCUCACUCUCUACAACGGCAAAGACACGUCGACCCAGCUUCCCACCGUGUCCGCAACCCUCGGUGUUCCGCCGCCAGUGUACACCGGCUUGGCAGCAUAUGACCCGUUGAUACUCAUACCGCCGCCACCCCCACAGCCGCCUACGACUGAGGUCAAAAUCGGCAUCCCGGUCAGCCCGAACACGCAAGGCUACCCACUGAGCAAGACGCAGCGUGGCAACUUUCUCGGCUUCUCCAUCGAACUCAGUAUAGUUCCAGCCAUCAUGGGAGUGUCGCCGACGCGUCUCAAGCCAGUCUUCCUCAACUACAUGGCCAACGUCCGCAACCGUGCAGGAGCAGGUCCCGUCAUCCGUGUCGGCGGCAAUACACAGGAGAAGAGCACACUGUUCGUCAACGGGUUGCCAGAAGGCGGCAUCUUGCAGAAGAUAAAGGAGGCCCUGUCCCUCAGCCCUACCAACACGCCAAUCAUCUCGUACUCGCUCGACCUGCUCUACCUACUUUCCAAUGUCUCAUCCCUCGUCGACGCCCAGUGGUACUUUGGGCUCUCAUUCAACCAGACUGCGGUCGCGGCGGGUUCUAUCAACAUGCCUCUAGCGGCGGGAUAUGCCCAAAAGAUCCUAGGGCCCCACCUCCGCGGACUUGCGGUCGGCAACGAGCCCGACCUAUACACUAGACACCAAAAGCGUCCGGGGAACUGGGGCUUGGGCGACUACGUCAACGAAUUCAACAAUGCGCGCGAGAUGAUCAUGUCCAACCCCGACGUCACGAACCGGCAAAGUCUCAUUGGCCCAAGCGUGUGCUGCCGCGUCCCCGGCUUCGAAGUCACCGACGUUCUCUCCACCUCAUGGCUCACCGAUAAUAUCGACUACCUCGCUGCUGUGACUGUCCAGCGUUAUCCGACGAAUAAUUGCAAGAUAAAUGGUGCCAUUGUGAAUCCCCAGUCGGUGUUCCCCCUCUUCCUCAGGCACUCGCACGUGCAGGCCCUCACGGCCGAUUACCUCGCGGGCUCGGCGAUUGCACAGGCUAGAGGCAAGGAGAUGCUCAUGCUCGAGUUCAACACGGCGUCGUGUGGUGGUUUCCCCGGUCUCAGUGAUUCGUUUGGUGCGGCCAUGUGGGUCGCAGACUGGGCGUUCCAGCUGGCGUGGGCCAACUUUUCCACAGCCCUCAUGCACGUCGGUGGCCAGAACGUGUACUACAAUCCAUUCACCCCGCCACCCUUUAAUGCCAUAGGCAAGCAGUGGACCACAGGAUCCAUCUACUACUCCACGCUCGUCGUCGCCGAGGCCUUUGGACGCACCGCCACGGCCCAGGUCAUUGAUCUCCUCCCAGACGGGGGCGACGAGUUCCAUCCAACGUAUGUGGUGUACGAGAACGGCGCACCAUCGCGCGUUGUUCUCUUCAACUACGUCUCCGACCCCAGCGGUGCGUCGAUCUACAAUGCCGUCAUCUCUCUCUCCGACCUGGUCCGUAGUGCCUCGCCUCCUCCCGCUACUCCUCCAGCCACAGACGUUGCCCCCAGUACACCCGACGACACUGCUUCCGACCCCAACCAGGCCGCGGACCCUCCCCUCACUCCCCCUGCGGAUGCUGACCCCAACGCUGGUACCGAUCCUAACGCCGGCGCUGCCAACAACUCCCCCGGUACUCCCGACUCUAACGUGGCUCCCAACAAUGAGCCCGCCACUCCCCAACCUAACGCUGUGAACCCAAACCCUGCCGCUAGUGAUGCCCAACCACCGCCCGUCAAGCGCGCACAGCUCGGCAUCAGCAGCGUUUUUGUACGCUACCUCAGAGCACCUUCCGUUUCGGAGCAGUACAACAUUACAUGGGCUGGCCAGACACUCGGUUACUCGUUCGCCUCGGACGGAAGGCUGUAUGGCGAGGUCGAGACGCACGAGUUUGCCUGCACGAAUGGCGAGUGCGUUGUGCCUGUUCCCGCUCCGGCCAUUGCUAUCGUCUUCCUCAGCAAAGAGGCGCUGUACGAGUCGACGCCGGACCCCCAAGCCACGGCGACUUUCGCGACCACACGAGCGGCUGGCACCCAGAUAAUAGAUCUUGGGGCCGCGGUGACCACGGGAAAUGGCUACUUCCCCUUUAACCUGUACGGUGCCGGAACCCGCGCCGAAGUCCAGCUGGGCGUGGGAUUGCUGGCUCUCACGGCGGCAUGGAUGCUCUCCAAUGUGUAA
Messenger RNA from Cutaneotrichosporon cavernicola, 2223 nucleotides. RefSeq lists its product as uncharacterized. The transcript is spliced from 3 exons. NCBI's taxonomy places the organism in Eukaryota, Fungi, Basidiomycota, Tremellomycetes, Trichosporonales, Trichosporonaceae. The coding region runs from base 1 to 2223 and encodes 740 amino acids. The record is from RefSeq and is a predicted model, not a curated record.